This is a messenger RNA of Cladophialophora yegresii CBS 114405, 3231 nucleotides long. RefSeq names its product sulfite reductase (NADPH) flavoprotein alpha-component. The coding region runs from base 1 to 3231 and encodes 1076 amino acids. NCBI's taxonomy places the organism in Eukaryota, Fungi, Ascomycota, Eurotiomycetes, Chaetothyriales, Herpotrichiellaceae. The record is from RefSeq and is a predicted model, not a curated record. Gene Ontology annotation, cellular component: cytosol. The transcript has a single exon. Gene Ontology annotation, molecular function: FMN binding; sulfite reductase (NADPH) activity; flavin adenine dinucleotide binding.
AUGCGUCUCGAACAGCCCUCUUCUGGUGGGCCAGCCCCCGAGGCAAACACCAAGGUGGCUCCCAGUGCAACAAGGAACCUCCCCUUCGGUCAAUCCCCUCCCCUGUCCUCCAUCGGAGGCCCUACCUACGUGACUGCCCAGACGCUCGUCCAGCAGGUCGUGUAUUCUUUGUCCGACAAGGUCUUCUCCUACUCUCCAGAAACAUUUGAUCUCGACGCUGCUGCGAAAUCAUGGGCGAAGACGCAGGAGGCGAACGUCAACGGCUACACGACGGACAUCCAGUCGAUGCAGAUUCGCAAUGGAGCCGGGUCAAUAGCCAUGGGAUACAUGUUCUCCAAGGACUUUGAUCUGAAGAAGCGACAUAUCCCCCAGGGUCUGCUGGCGCCGUCUUCGGCGCUCCCCUUCUUGAGACCCGUGCUCGACCAACUUUCUCUGCUUUACUCGGUCAGCAAUCCCUUUGUCGCUCACGUGGCAGCACUCGACUACGAAGGCGACAAGAAUGGUGGUCUUGUGACAGAUUACGUCUCUGCACUUGCAGCUGCAGAGGACCUGGGUCUUGCCUUGGUUGCUAGCCAGUCUGCGUACGAAGUGCAGCAUAUGUCGCUUCUUGCCACCCUCCUGGCGCAGGAUGUCCCCUCGCUGCACAUAUACGACGGCUUGAGAGUCGGCAGAGACACUACCCGUGUCAUUGACAUUCUCGACAAGUCCGGCCUAGGUGCAGCAUACAACUCGAUCCUAAAAUCUAUCUCUGACGAAGAUCGGAAGCACCUGAGCACCGAAGGAAAGGCUUUAAAGACGUUGCGUGCUCUCAAUGAUGAGCUGGGUACCGACUACAAGCCUUUUGAGUAUCACGGCCAUGAGCAACCAGAGGUCGUCCUGGUGACUUUCGGUUCGGUCGAGUCCUCACUUGCUGGCCAAGCAGCGACCGCGUUGGCACAAUCCGGUAGCAGGGUUGGAGCCAUCAAUGUCCGACUGUAUCGACCUUUCGCCGAAGAGGCUUUCUUGAAGCUCAUCCCCAAAGGUGUGAGGGUGGUUGGUGUCCUCGGUCAGGUCCCUGACGCGCGAGCUGUCCAAGAAGCCGGUUUCCACUCCCAACUGUACGAAGAUGUGCUUGUUGCUGCGUCGUACGGGCUUGCGAUCCAUGAGACGCCUGAGGUACGGGAGUUGAAAUAUGCUCGCGCCGAGACCUGGACGCCGUCCUCCAUUUCUUCCACCUUCCAGAUGCUGUUGGGUAAGACUGCCGACGACCAAGGUAUUACCACUUUCUUGGACAACUCCGUCCAACGGUAUUCCUUCUGGAACAUUGACGACGCGCCGUCCGCAUCGGUGGCCACGUACUUGGCAGAGGCACUGGCCACCGAAUCCGCGCAGAACGUAACUGUCAAUACGACGUACGAUAAUCUCAUGCAAGGAGGCGUUCACAGGGUGGAUAUUCGCAAGUCGACCAAGUCCCUUGACGCCGCAUAUCCUAUUACCUACGCCAACACCGCCGUGGUCGUUGACGUCAAGCUUCUGGAGAAGGUCGAUAUCCUGAAAUCCGUGCAACAGUCCGGCAACAUCAUUCUCCUCCUCCCUGGCGUCAAGGACGAGGAUGUCGAAAAGAAACUCCCCACAGCGUUCAAAAAGGGUAUCGCCGAGAAAGGGAUCAGCUUGUUCCUGGUUGACCCAUCUAGGACGGCCCUCUCCUCCGACAUCGCCGACCUCGAAUCCCUAAUUGUUCAGGCCGCCUUCCUCCGCGUUGGUCUCCGCAGCUCCGAGGAAACAGGUCUGCAGAAACUUGCCUCGGUCAACAGCGACCUGGAGACCCUCGAGCAAGUGGCCGCAGAUCUGGAGAAAACGCUCCGUCAAAUCGAGGUUCCCAAAGAAUGGUCAGAGUGGGCAGCCGAGCAGCCCUUGUCCGCCUUGCCCACGAACAUCUCCUCCAACAGCUUCGCCAACUUCGACAAGUCCGAAGUCGAAGAACCACCCUCGGUCUUGCGCAGCUGGCAAAAGGCCGCAAAGGGUCUCCUGUUUAAAGAAGCAUACAACAGCUCCUCGCAAUUGCGACCGGACCUCUCCACAAAGACUUACACCGUGCAUGUCAAGGAAAACCGGCGCCUCACCCCGCUGACCUACGACCGCAACAUCUUCCACAUCGAAUUCGACCUCGGCGACUCGGGCUUGAAGUACGACAUUGGCGAGGCGCUAGGCAUCCACGCAGAGAACAACCACGACCACGUCAUGGACUUUAUCAGAUGGUACGGCCUGAACGAGGACGACGUGGUGGAGGUCCAAUCGCGCGACAACCCAGACAUUUUCGAGAACCGCACGAUCUACCAAUCGCUCAUGCAGAACGUGGACAUCUUCGGCCGCCCGGGCAAGAAAUUCUACGAGGAUCUCGCGGCGUUCGCGGACGACGAGACAGAAAGGAAAAACCUUCUGACGUUGGCCGGACCCGAGGGGUUCAAGGAAUUCCAACGCCGCGCCGAAGUCGACACCGUCACCUAUGCGGACGUCCUGCUGGAAUUUCCCUCGGCGCACCCUAACUUCCACGACAUCGUGCGCAUCGUCGCGCCCAUGAAGCGGCGCGAGUAUUCCAUUGCGUCGUGCCAGGCCGUCACGCCCACCUCCGUGGCGCUCAUGGUCGUGGUGGUCAACUGGACGGACCCCAAGGGCCGCGACCGGUUCGGCCAGGCCACAAAGUACCUGAGCGACCUGCGCGUCGGCGCGUCCGUGACCGUCAGCGUGAAACCCUCGGUCAUGAAGCUGCCGCCCCUCUCCACCCAGCCGAUCAUCAUGGCCGGACUGGGUACCGGGUUGGCACCCUUCCGCGCCUUCGUGCAGCAUCGCGCCUUGGAGAAGGCGCAGGGCAAGGAGAUUGGGUCCGUGCUCCUGUACAUGGGCUCGCGGCACCAGCGCGAGGAGUACUGCUACGGCGAGGAGUGGGAGGCCUACCAGGCCGCUGGGGUGAUCACGCUGCUCGGCCGCGCCUUCUCCCGCGACCAGCCGCAGAAGAUCUACAUCCAGGACCGCAUGCGGCAGACGCUCGACAGCAUCGUCAAGGCGUACAUCCAGGAGGACGGGGCGUUUUACCUGUGUGGACCCACGUGGCCCGUGCCGGACGUGACGAACGUGCUCGAGGAGGCGAUCGCCCGGGAUGCGAAGGCCAAGGGCGUCACCAAGAAGGUCGACACCGCCAGAGAGAUCAUGAAGCUGAAGGACGAGGGCCGCUAUGUUCUGGAGGUGUACUGA